Messenger RNA from Chelonia mydas (Green sea turtle), 6348 nucleotides. Its product is annotated as up-regulator of cell proliferation. The coding region runs from base 1 to 5037 and encodes 1678 amino acids. The transcript is spliced from 3 exons. Gene Ontology annotation, molecular function: GTP binding. Lineage: Eukaryota; Metazoa; Chordata; Testudines; Cheloniidae. The record is from RefSeq and is a predicted model, not a curated record.
AUGGUGAAGACCCUGAGAGAUCAUCUGCUGAAGACCCUGGAAGAACUGGAGGAAGAUGAACUGAAGAAAUUCAAGUUCAAACUGCACGAAAUGCCACUGAAGGAGGGAUAUGAACAUAUCAGCCGCGGGACACUGAAGAAAGUGGAUGUCAUCGACCUUGCUGACAUGCUGAUCAGCUGCUACGAAGGAGAUUACGCAGUGGAGGUGACCGUGGAGGCGCUGAAAUCAAUAAACAAGAGGGAUUUAGCAGAGCAACUCGCCAAGGCAAUAGGAAAUGAUGCUUUAAACUCCAAGCAGGAAUCAGACACUCAGCAAGGUCCAGAGCUGGAGGAGAAAGCUCUUCUUGAAGAGAGAAGGAGAGCACUCCAGGACCUCCUGUCCACUCUGAAGAUGGAGCAGCACAGAAGCACAAAGCUGGCGUUGAGAGAUCUCCAGGAAAUCAAUCCAGAAAGUCUACAGAACUGGACUCCUCAGGCAUUAGAGGAUUUACCAUGGCAUUUUAUGAGGAAGGUCAUAGCUUUGAAUGGGACAGCCAGAAACACGAGCCUUGGGCAGGGAGCACCUGGUGACCAAGCCAGCAGUGAGGAGAACGGGGGACAAGGCAAUGGUAGUAAUGUUCUUCAUCAUAGCAACAUGGACGCGAGAGCUUCUCUGCACCCCCUUGAUGUUCUCUGUGCUGUGCUGCUUUGCUCAGACAGUUUCCUACAGCAGGAGAUCCUCUCCAAAAUGUCCAUGUGCCAGUUUGCCCUCCCUCUGCUGUUACCUGCCCUUGACACCCCCAAGGGCACCCUACUGCUGUGGGCCAUGAGGGACAUUGUGAGGAAGUGGAGGCCGCACUCCCUGGCAGAGAGCAGAGGAUUCAGAGAGGAGAGCCUGGUACUCACCAAAAUACCAACCGUUUCCUUUGUGCGGAUGGGGAGCUGCAGCUUCUCCAAGUCCAAACUCCUCAAUGAGGUUCUCAGCCCCUCCCAGCAGCACAACGAUUUCUUUAUCCAUCGGGACAUGGAGUCCGGGAAUGUCCCUCGGGAAAUCGCAGAUGGACUGGUUGAGAUUUCCUGGUAUUUCCCUGCUGGAAACGAGGAUUCAGAUCUUUUCCCAGAGCCCGUCGCAGUUACAAAUCUGCGUGGAGACAUUGAGUCCCACUGGCUGCAGUUUAGCUUUUUAACAGAGGUCUCCUCAGCAGUGUUCAUAGUUACUGAAAGCAUCAACGAGAGACAAUACACGCUGUUAUCAUCUCUGCAGGGAUCAGCCACUAAAUACAACUUCAUCCUCAAUUACGAGUCUGGCAAACGGAGUGAAACUCAGGAAUUCCUCAAUAAAUUAGCGCCAGUGCUGAACCUGAGUAAGCAACAUGUCCUAGAGAAAGAAAUUGGGACCAAGAAAGAGGAAUUCAUGGAAAAGUUGUGCUCUGCUAUAGGAAGUAUAAUGAACGAUCAUCACAAGGACAUGAAUAUGGAAGGCAUGGCUGUGACCGCACGUGAACUGGGAAUCCAGCUGGAUGAGGACUGUGAGGAAUGUCAGAGAGCAAAGAACCGCGUUAAAGAAAUCACGGCAGAAAUAAAAGAUGUUGGAAAUUACAAGAGGCAAAUACUGCAACUGCAAGAGGACCUGUGGAAGAGCUUAAGCAAUGUGGAAAGAGAAAUGUGCAGAUUGAAAGGACAAGGGGAUGUCCCCACAGAAGAAUAUAAAUCUAGGCUGAAAGAGAAAUUGUUGGAGUUACGUACACAGCAGAAUAAAUGUGACCUUACUGACGGUUUGACUAAAUUUAUCAAUGGAAUAGGAACACUAUCUCAAAUGGAAAUACGCUACUUCAUGAAAUGCAUGAAAUUUAAUUUAGAUGGCAUUGCAAAGGGGAACCAUCCUAACUUGCAACCUAACCAACAAAAGCUACCAGAACUGGAUGAAUCCAUCUCUGUCAGUUCUCUAGGAGUGGAGCAUUUCCUGCGUGAGCUGGGGCAGUUCUACGAGGCUGAACACUCAAUGGUGAAGAUAGGCAAAAUGGCAAAAAUUCAAAGGAAAUUCAUUCAUUUCCCGAGGUUAACAGCUGACUUGAUGCUGGAAGGAUUUCCCAUGGAGCUUAUCGAUGGAGAUGCCUCCAACAUCCCACUGCAGUGGAUGACAGAUGUUCUGACUGAGCUCCAUGCCAAGCUGGGGGGAAAGUCCAGAAUCCUGGUUCUAACAGUGCUGGGAGGGCAGAGCACUGGAAAAUCCACCCUCCUCAACACCAUGUUCGGCCUGCAGUUUGCAGUGAGCAGUGGCCGACGUACGCAAGGAGCCUUCAUGUCACUCAUUAAAGUGGCAGAGAACUUUCGGGAGGACCUGGGCUGUGAUUUCAUCCUGGUGAUAGACACAGAAGGACUGAAAGCCCCUGAACUGGCAAAGCUGGAGGAUAGUUAUCAACAUGACAAUGAGCUGGCCACCCUGGUGGUUGGACUGAGCGACAUAACCAUCGUUAACCUGGCUAUGGAGAAUGCCACCGAAAUGCAGGAUGUUCUGCAAAUUGUGGUCCAUGCCUUUCUCAGAAUGGAGGAAACGGGGCACAUGCCCAGCUGCCAAUUUGUGCAUCAGAACAUCAGUGAUGUGGCUGCCUAUGAACAAAACAUGAGAGACAGGAAAUAUCUUGUGGAGCAGCUGAAUGAAAUGACCAUAGCUGCAGCAAAGAUGGAAAAACUACAGAAAGAAAUUACGGUUUCUGACAUUAUGGACUAUGAUCCAGAGAAACACAAUUGGUACAUCCCCAGCCUGUGGCAUGGGGACCCUUCAAUGGCACCGGUGAAUAUUGGGUACAGUGAGAGUGUGUGUGGGCUAAAGAAAUGUUUGUUUGAAUUUGUAAGACAACAUUCACUUAACAGCGUUCGCAAAGACCUUCCCCAAUUUAUCGAAUGGGUGAAGAGUCUGUGGAAUGCUCUGAGACAUGACGACUUCCUCUUCAGCUUUAGAAACCCCUUCACAACUGAAGCCUACACCAAGAUAUCUGCAAAGUCUGUAGGGUGGGGAUGGGCGUUCCGCAAGGAAAUGAAUCUGUGGGUAACUGAAAAACAAACUUUCUUCCAGAAUCAACCACCAGCUAAAUUAGAUGCUUGUAUCCUGACCAACUUAACAAGUGAGGCUGAGCAGAAACUGAGCCAUGAAUCACACAGGAUUUUGGAGUGGUUUCAAAGUGCAACAGCAAAACUGGCAGUUUCCGCUGGAAAGAACAUGGGAUAUUUUGUUAGGAAUUCAGUUCCACUAUCUCUUCAAAGUUCAAGUUAUUCACAUGUCAUUUGUUCCAAUCUGGUGACUGCCAGCGAAGGAUGGCAAAAGAAAAACACUAUUCAGGGUACGUGCAUAAAAACAAUCGAAGGUGAAAUGGACUUGCUUUUGGAAUACUGUAAAAUGAGAGAGAACAAAGCAGACAAUAAGGAACUGGAAAUGGAGUUUGAAGAAAUGUGGAGUGAGACCAUGUCAAAAAUACGGCUGGGCUGUUUGGAUGAAAAGCAAAUUUAUCAAGACAUUGAGUUGCUGCUGAGAGAGGACCUGGCUAAGCAAGAGAAUUCAUCCAGUCUAAAACUACAGGAAAACAGCAACUUAUUGAAUUAUGGAACAAAAUCUUUCAUUAUGAAAAAGGAAUACUUAGAUUUACCAUGGAUUAAGACCCUGAAUGAAUGGUUCACGCAGGAAUGCUGGCAUAAAACAGAAGAACUUGUUAAAUCAUUAAUGGAACAGUGCAAAGAUUAUAUUAAAAAUGUAGCAGAUACCAAAGCAGACUAUGAUGAAAUUUACAGCAGAAAUCUGUUGAGGAUGAUCAAUCAGAGGCUUCAAGAGGCAGACGUUCAGAAACUUCACACGAGCGCUUGCUUUAAAGUUGACCUGAAGCUCCACAUUUUAGGGAAAGUGGCUCCUUUAUUAGAGAAGAUGCAAGUAGGCUUCAUGAAAGAAAAUGAUCCUGAACUUUAUCUGGAGAAACUAAAACCUCAGUAUCUCUCCACAUUUAGAGAUCUUUGUUUGGGGAAGGAUUCCUGCCAGACAAGGGCCAGGGAUUUGUGUCAUUGGUGUCUUAAACCUGUCUUGGUGGAGUAUGUGAACAACAGACUUGGGUUAGAAAUAGUCGAUGACAUUCUCAGCAGUGGAAAGUUUGAUGAAUAUACAAACCGAAGCCUUUUCCAGUUCACUGCCCUGAAGAAGCUGUUGAAAUAUGAAAACUUUGACACCUAUAUCAUAUACAUUAAUAACUAUGAACAUUUUGUCAAAAUCUGGGUAGAGGGACACCUGCUAGAUUUCUACAGCCAUACAGCAAGGUUGCAACACCUGGAGAAAGAGAUUCUGUCCUCAAUAAUAAAGAAAGUCAGGACUGCUCUGGAGUCUCCCAGUGACAAAAGUACCAACACGGUCUGUGACUUUUUAGAUGUGUUUUGUGGAGCGUUACAGAAUGACUUGGUGAUUUCCAAGGACCGUCUGGCAGUGGUGCGGUUUAAAAACACGGCAAAUCCUAUGCAGUUUUCUGCUGACGUUCAGGCCAUCCUUCCCGAACUGGAAAAAGAAAUCUUAGCUGAAUUUGAUGAGUUGACAUUUGAAUCCAAACUCUCCAAACUGUCCAUGAAGCCCCAGGAUGAAAUCUUCAACUGCGUGUUUGGCUGCGGGCAGCAGUGCCCAUUCUGUAAAGUCCCCUGUGAAGCAGGAGGCAUGGAUCAUACAGAACACUUUGCUACGGUCCAUCGGCCUCAGGGAUUAGGGCAGUGCAAAAACAAACGGACAGGAAUGCUUGAGUACUCUUUGUGUUCUUCUGAUGUGGUUUCCAACGCUUUAUUUAAAAAUUCAGAAACAGAAGAGAAAUUUCAUCCCUAUAAAGAUUAUCGACAAUAUUACCCAGACUGGCGCAUCCAGCCCGAUCCCAGCAUCGACACUUCUGACUAUUGGAAGUUCAUUUUUAACAGGUUCAACUAUAAGUUUGCUAAGAAGUACAAUGCUAAGCCAGCAAAUCUGCCACAGGUUUGGGAAAAAAUAACCAAAGAACAGGCGCUACAAAGCCUAGAGGAAGCAUUUAACAUAAAAAAAUAAACCAGCUCAGAGUCUUUUUAAGUGGGAUGGACAUAAGCAAAAAAACAGGGUUUGUUUGUUUGUUAAUUGCAUGCAAAAAUAUCACUUCUUAUGCACAUAUUUCUUUAGCUCAUUAAAAUUGUGAUUAUGGGAAAUCCUAAAGAGACGUGGCCUAGUUGCAGACCGAGCACCACCCAGACUGAUCUCUGGCUACAUCCUUCAGGUGACGUUCAGCUGGCUAUUCAGUUUCUGUUCAUCACUGGUGAUGUUGUGGAGCCCACAAGAUCACCAGCUAUGUAGCAACAUUCCCUGGUAAAUAACUUUCGGAAUUUGUUGGUCUUCCAUCCUAACACUACAUCCAUGCCAACAAGGCCACCGAACCUGCAGUCAUAGACUCAUAGAAUAUCAGGGUUGGAAGGGACCUCAGGAGGUCAUCUAGUCCAACCCCCUGCUCAAAGCAGGACCAAUCCGCAAUUUUUGCCCCAGAUCCCUAAAUGGCCCCCUCAAGGAUUGAGCUCACAACCCCUGGGGUUAGCAGGCCAAUGCUCAAACCUCUGAGCUAUCCCUCCCCCCGUGAGCUAUCCCUCCCUCCUAAGUCAUGCUGAUGCAGGUAGUUGCUGGGUUCAGCUUCACAGAGUCUCAUUGCCAAUCAAGUCCUGCCACUGGAUAUGGAGCAGCUGAGGAUGAGAACUGAAAACUUCAGUCGGGGGUCCCUCAGCGCCCAUGUUCACCGCCGUACAAUGCCACAAGUAUGGUUCUGUAGAUCCACAGCUUUGUAGCCAGCCUGAUGUUGUGAUCACAGAGGCCGCUGAAGGGCCCGACACAUGGCAGCAGAUUCUGUAACAAAAUUCAGAGCUUCUAAAUGGAGGUCAACAGGGAAAGAUUCCCGUCCCCCAGCACAUUUUGCAUCAUAGUGAUUUAUGAUGGAAUUGAAAUGAGGAAUAUGCAAACAUGCCGCUCUGGAAUUAGUAUUUUUAAGCAUCACCUUUGAUCUGCUUAUGUCUGGUCUACACUUAAAACUUAUGCCAGCAUAGCUACUCUGGUCGGGGGCCUGAUUAAACCACAACCCCUAGUGACAUAAUCAUGCCAACAAAACUCCAGGGUAGAUGCAACUCAUGUCAUUUGGGGAGGUGGUAUUUCUACAUCAAUAGAAAAACGCCUUCUGUCUGCGUAGGCUGCAUCUAUACAAGUGGGUUGUGCCGGCAAUGACACAGCCUUGGCUCCAGCCAGAAACCUGUUCUCGCAGCUGUAUUUUGCUGUGGCGGUAGCAGAUCUAGUGUCAUCUGAUAAUUACAAGAGAACGUCUGAAAGAAUAAAAAACGAUUUAUUAGA